Messenger RNA from Gossypium raimondii (Peruvian cotton), 1314 nucleotides. Its product is annotated as fe(2+) transport protein 1. Gene Ontology annotation, molecular function: zinc ion transmembrane transporter activity. Bases 63 to 1136 code for a protein of 357 amino acids. The transcript has 3 exons. Lineage: Eukaryota; Viridiplantae; Streptophyta; Magnoliopsida; Malvales; Malvaceae. Gene Ontology annotation, biological process: zinc ion transmembrane transport. Gene Ontology annotation, cellular component: plasma membrane. The record is from RefSeq and is a predicted model, not a curated record.
AACCACACUUAUUCAUCAUCCCCAUAACUGAAAGGCCCCCAAAAAACACUUUCUAUCUUUACAUGUCAAUGGCUUCGUUAUAUGUCAGACUUUUUUCUAUCUUCUUGCUUAUCAUCUGCAUCUUCCCACCACAAGCACUUUCAGUAGUACCAGAGGAAUGUCAAACCAAAACUGAUGGCUGCACCAACAAAGAAAAGGCCUUACCCCUUAAGGUCAUAGCCAUUUUCUCCAUAUUAAUCGCUAGUGUUAUCGGGGUAUGUUCACCUUUAUUUACACGUUCGAUCCCGGCUCUUAACCCCGACAGAAAUUUAUUUGUGAUCGUUAAGUGCUUUGCAGCCGGGAUUAUUCUGGCGACCGGUUUCAUGCACGUGUUGCCGGACUCUUUUAACAUGUUAUCGUCUAGGUGCUUGAAAGAGAAUCCAUGGCAUGAGUUUCCCUUCACGGGGUUCGUCGCCAUGUUAUCCGCAAUAAUAACCUUAAUGGUGGAUUCCAUGGCUACAUCAAUAUACACCAAGAAAUGCAACAACGGGGUUAUCCCGGAAGUUGCAUCACCUGCUGGGGGAGGACAACAGGAAAUGGUUGUGGUGAAUGUUGGACAAUUUCACGGUCACCAUCACGGUUUAAAGCCUGCACCAGGAACUGUAGAUCAACAGUUGUUGCGAUACCGUGUGGUUGCCAUGGUGCUAGAACUGGGGAUUGUAGUUCAUUCAGUGGUGAUAGGGCUUUCACUAGGAGCCUCAAAUAAUACUUGCUCCAUUAAAGGUCUAGUGGCAGCCCUUUGCUUCCAUCAAAUGUUUGAAGGGAUGGGUCUUGGCGGUUGCAUUCUUCAGGCCGAGUACAAAACAAUGAAGAAGUUUAUCAUGGUGUUCUUCUUCUCCGUAACGACCCCAUUUGGGAUAGCACUGGGAAUUGCUUUAGCCAACACAUACAAAGAGAACAGCCCAACAGCCUUGAUCACUGUCGGACUGCUAAAUGCAUCUUCGGCUGGGCUUUUGAUUUAUAUGGCUUUGGUUGAUCUUCUUGCAGCAGAUUUCAUGGGAUCAAAGUUGCAGGCUAGCGUUAAGCUCCAAAUUAAGUCUUAUGUUGCAGUUCUUCUCGGUGCUGGUGGCAUGUCCGUCAUGGCCAAAUGGGCUUGAUCAUCUUCAAAACUAAAAUCUUGUUGGGGAGAACUUUGAUAUGUAAUAAUAUUGGGAGGAAAAGAAAAGUAAAAUAAUUAUAUGUCUAUGUUUACCAUGUGUUGUUGAAAACAUGUUUUUUUUAAGUUGACCUUUUCACUGUAACAAUCACCAAUCCAAGGAAACCAUUCUGAUUUCA